Gracilinanus agilis (Agile Gracile Mouse Opossum) is the source of this 3382-nucleotide messenger RNA. It is a transcript of the gene ACHE, whose product is annotated as acetylcholinesterase (Cartwright blood group). Gene Ontology annotation, molecular function: acetylcholinesterase activity. Gene Ontology annotation, biological process: choline metabolic process; acetylcholine catabolic process. Gene Ontology annotation, cellular component: plasma membrane. The transcript is spliced from 4 exons. The record is from RefSeq and is a predicted model, not a curated record. Lineage: Eukaryota; Metazoa; Chordata; Mammalia; Didelphimorphia; Didelphidae. Bases 185 to 2017 code for a protein of 610 amino acids.
GACCUUCAGAGCCUGAGGCCAAUGUUCUGGUUCUAUCAGUUUGCCCCUCCUCUUCUGUCGCUUCAAGAUAACUGCUUUAACAAAAUCCUAACCACCCUUUUGCUUUCUGACUUUCUCCGCCCCCCCCCCCUUCCCUCCUUGGCUAUCUCACCUCCUGUCCUUCUUUACCCUUGUAGGCACCAGGAUGGCCACUGGACUCUCUUUACUGAAUCUCCACAGUCCUUCCCCACCCCUUCUCCUCUUCCUCUUUCUCCUGGGCAGGGGGCUAGAGGCUGAAACCACUGAGGAUCCUGACCUGCUGGUGACAGUAAAGGGGGGAAAGCUUCGUGGGAUCCAACUCAGUGCCCCAGGGGGUCCUGUUUCUGCCUUUCUGGGAAUCCCUUUUGCUGAGCCCCCAGUGGGACCUAGGCGUUUCUUGCCUCCAGAACCCAAACGGGCAUGGAAUGGGGUCUUAGAUGCCACAUCCUUUCCUCAUGUCUGCUACCAAUAUGUGGACAACCUGUAUCCAGGUUUCCAAGGGUCUGAAAUGUGGAACCCUAACCGAGAGCUAAGUGAGGACUGCCUAUAUCUCAAUGUGUGGACACCCUCCCCCCGACCAGUGGUUCCUGCACCAGUCCUGGUCUGGAUCUAUGGGGGUGGCUUCUACAGUGGGGCCACCUCCCUUGAUGUGUAUGAUGGACGAUUCCUGGCUAGAGUUGAGGGCGCUGUGCUCGUUUCCAUGAAUUAUCGGGUUGGUGCCUUUGGCUUCCUGGCACUGCCAGGGAGCCGGGAAGCACCAGGCAACGUGGGGCUGCUGGACCAGCGCCUAGCAAUGCAAUGGGUGAAGGACAACGUGGCAGCCUUCGGAGGGGACCCAAGGUCAGUGACACUCUUUGGGGAGAGUGCUGGAGCUGCCUCUAUAGGCAUGCACCUGCUUUCACCUCCAAGCCGUGGACUCUUCCAUAGGGCAGUGUUGCAAAGUGGGACUCCCAAUGGACCCUGGGCCACUGUGGGGGCAGGUGAGGCUCGUCGUCGAGCCACCCUGCUGGCCCGGUUGGUGGGGUGUCCCACCGGCAGCAAUGACACAGAGUUGGUGGUUUGCCUGAGGACCCGUCCAGCCCAGGACCUUGUGGACCAGGAAUGGCAAGUGCUGCCCCAAGAAAGUGUCUUCAGAUUCUCAUUCGUUCCUGUUGUGGAUGGAGACUUCCUCAGUGAUACACCUGAGGCCCUCAUCAAUGCUGGGGACUUUCAUGGCCUACAGGUGUUGGUAGGUGUAGUACAGGAUGAGGGCUCCUAUUUCCUGGUUUAUGGGGCCCCUGGCUUCAGCAAGGAUAAUGAAUCUCUGAUCAACCGAGCCCAGUUCCUGGCAGGUGUGCAGGUUGGGGUCCCUCAAGCAAGCGAGCUGGCAGCAGAGGCUGUCGUACUACACUACACAGACUGGCUACAUCCUGAUGACCCUGCACGGCUUCGUGAGGCCUUGGGUGAUGUUGUGGGUGACCACAACGUAGUAUGUCCUGUGGCCCAGCUAGCAGGAGGACUUGCUUCACAGGGUGCCCGUGUUUAUGUUUAUGUCUUUGACCAUCGAGCUUCUACGAUGUCCUGGCCCCUCUGGAUGGGUGUUCCCCAUGGCUAUGAGAUUGAAUUUAUAUUUGGCCUUCCCCUUGAACCAACACUCAACUACACUGGUCCUGAGCGAGUUCUUGCCCGACGCCUGAUGAGAUACUGGGCCAACUUUGCCCGUACAGGCGAUCCCAAUGAGCCCCGGGAGCGUGAAUCCCCGCGCUGGCCUCCCUACACUGCUGGGGCUCAGCAAUAUGUAAGCCUCAACCUGCGGCCACUAGAAGUGAGGCGAGGGCUGCGCGCGCAGGCCUGCGCCUUCUGGAAUCGAUUUUUGCCGAAGUUGCUCAGCGCCACCGAUAGUCUGGAUGAGGCGGAACGCCAGUGGAAGGCGGAGUUCCACCGCUGGAGCUCCUACAUGGUGCACUGGAAGAACCAGUUCGACCAUUACAGCAAACAGGAGCGCUGCUCAGACCUGUGAAAGGGGAACGAGACCCUUGGAUCCUCCCUCGCCACUCCAGGAAGCCGGCCUCCCCCCUCUCUCCACGGCCCCGCCCCAGUCCUACAGCUGUACAUACUAUUUAUUUCAGGGCUGGGCUAUAACACGGAUAAAGCCGCGGGGCUGGCCCCACCCUCUAGGGCUCUCUCCGCCCCCUGCAUGUCCGGGGCCGAGUACCCUACCCCUGCGGUGCCUUCGCCCCUCCGGGCCGCCAAUAAACUUAGUCACAGAGCACGUGUGAGACUGGUGGGGGGCGGGGCAGGGCAGGCAAAACCUCCGGGGGUCGGGAGAUUAGGUGAGCGCAGCAAUGGCACCCACGUCAUUGUGGGCGGGUCCCGGGCAGAACCUUAAAGGAUUAAUGUAAGAGGCGGCCCAAUGCACCGUGGGAAAGCUUAAAUGAGAGCCGCUAUCAGUCAGCUCCAUCGCUGAACUGCAAGUGGAACGUUUCUAGAGGCCUUGUCCUCCCCCAGAGCCAGCUGCAUAGAAGCAGAGUGGGGCAGCGAGAGAUAGUCGGGAAAACUAAGGUAAUUUCCAUCUGGCCCUGGUUAGAGAAGGAAAAGGGGGGCCCUCCCUGCAGACCAUGAAGUUUACUAAGUCCAGCUCCCCACUCAUCUAUGCCCAAAGCCCCCAAACCCUCGAAUGUGCAAAGUCAAAUCUCUUGCUCUACAUAUGACAACUAGGAUAUGCUUUUGGAUAUGUGCCCUGGGCCCAACCUGCCUCAUCUUAGCCUCUAAGCCCUCUUGAACAUGUGUAAUCUGCAAGAUUAACAAGGGUUGGGCCUGUGGCUGUGAUACAAGUCACUGUAACUAGUUGUUCCUGGCCUGAUAAACAGGCUCAGUACCAGACCAGAAGGCCCUGUAGACUGUAAUAGAGAUGUGGAAAAGGACCUAUAGAAUGCUUUCAAAGAUCAGAAAGAGACCUUUCCACUUCAUAGGAAGUGUGUAGUGGGGAGAGGGCAAGGAAGCUCCAACAGAGAACUGUGGAUGUGGGGGUCAGGGCAGUAUAUGGGGGUAAAGAACAAAAUGUGCUGAUAUUGGCUUAUAGCUGCCAGGAAGCUCAGGAACCAUGAAUGGGUCACAAGUAGUUGUUUGGGUUAGCUGGCAAGAAGUAGGCACAGCUUUUGACUCCAAUUCCUUCUACAAACUGAGAAUUUAGGACUCCAGAACAAGGAGAAAGCCUGACCAAGAGGGUGAGAUAAAAUGACUGGGACUCCAUCUCUACUUAGCCUUCAGACACUUGGUACUCAUGAAAACAGUAGACACUAGUCAUUAAAGGAAUAUUACUGCUAGAUGUGAUUAUUCAUCCCAACUUCAAAAGGAUGAGGUCAAUAAAUACAAAAGGUUCUGA